Hyaloscypha bicolor E is the source of this 644-nucleotide messenger RNA. RefSeq lists its product as uncharacterized. The transcript has a single exon. The record is from RefSeq and is a predicted model, not a curated record. Bases 156 to 584 code for a protein of 142 amino acids. NCBI's taxonomy places the organism in Eukaryota, Fungi, Ascomycota, Leotiomycetes, Helotiales, Hyaloscyphaceae.
AAUGGUCCACUCACGGAGUGGGAGUUGGAGGACUCAGCCAUCAGAGGAGUGACGAAACUCGUGACUGCCUCCUUGGACAGGACGGCACUUGUCCAUCAGCGGAUCGGCACAUCAAACGUAUCAGCUUCUUGAUCAAUGUACAAUUCUACUUGGCGAUGUUGGCCUUGAUUCGACUCGAAGACCAAUUUCGAGGCUUGAUUUCGGGCUUGAUUUCGGGCUUGAUUUCGGGCUUGAUUUCGGGCUUGAUUUCGAGGCUUGAUUUCGAGGCUUGUUCUCGGGCAAAUAGAUCAAUCGCCAAGACCGCGAUCAUCGUCCGAGACUUGUUCCAGGGCCCGUCACAUUUGUUACUGGCCCUGAAAUCUAGAAGCUCCCUGCGAAUCUCCAAGUCGACAACUCCAUUGUCCUUCUUGCGUGCAUGGCAUGCGACCGUCCAUGGUCUCCGGACGCAUCUUGACCCGAGAGAUGGUCGUCCUCGUCCACCAGCGAGCUGCGUCAAGAAUUGGCAGACAAGUUGCGCAUCGAAGAAGGCUUUUACGAGCAGCCGAGUUGAUCGAAGUAGCGAGCAGACGUUGUUCGCCUCUUGAGCGCUGGAUAUCGACAAAGUUGUCGUUGAAAGAAGGACGAAGGUUGAGAGCCCAGAGCGG